Messenger RNA from Diaporthe amygdali, 2091 nucleotides. RefSeq lists its product as uncharacterized. Gene Ontology annotation, biological process: regulation of transcription by RNA polymerase II. Lineage: Eukaryota; Fungi; Ascomycota; Sordariomycetes; Diaporthales; Diaporthaceae. Gene Ontology annotation, molecular function: DNA-binding transcription factor activity, RNA polymerase II-specific; RNA polymerase II cis-regulatory region sequence-specific DNA binding. The transcript is spliced from 2 exons. Bases 1 to 2091 code for a protein of 696 amino acids. The record is from RefSeq and is a predicted model, not a curated record.
AUGGCGGCGACUUUUCGCUCCGUCAACUCAUCACAACCACCACCUCCCGACAUGGCCGAGACGGAUUCCAAGCUGACGUCUCCAACGACGCCCCGACCCAGCACAGCCCCUCAGUACCUGCCACCACCAAAGCAGACCGCCAUGGAUGAUGCGACGACCCCGACGAGGGCUACGUUCGGCGCCGGCACGAUGGCACAACAAAAACCUCUCCCGUCAUCGCCAUUUCCCGAGGGCAUCCAGGUGCCCGAGGAUGCCACAGAGAGCAAGACAUCAUCGAGGGAGGCUUCACACCAACCAAAGAGAUCAAGAGAUUCUGCCGAGAUGGACCUCGACGAUGCAGAGGAUAAGGACACGCCCGGUGGCGGCGAUGACGAAGCGGACUCGGAUGACGAGGACAGUGUGAACGCCGACGGUACCAGGUCGAGUAAGAAGAAGAAAUCGCAACGAUUCUACUGUACCGACUAUCCGCCAUGUAACUUGAGUUUCACGAGAAGCGAACACUUGGCGAGGCACAUCAGAAAACACACUGGCGAACGUCCCUUCCAAUGCCACUGCUCCAGGCGUUUCUCUCGCCUUGACAACCUCCGACAGCACGCCCAGACUGUACAUGUGAACGAGGACAUCCCCUUAGACUCCUUGGCCGCAACUGGUACGCGGUUUCAGAGACAGAUUCGGACGGACCGGGUGCGUCAAGGUGCUGGAAGAGCCAGGGCCUCGACGGCUGGGAGUAUCAGCGCACCUGGCCGGGGCCAUUCUAAAUCACUCUCGACGUCCAGCAUCACAAGCAUCAGCUCCAUCGGCUCGACUUACAGUUCAAGGGAUGAUGUUCGGAGGCGGCCACCACCUCUCGUAAUGGCUGAUCCUCAAGCCCGGCUUUCCAUCGAAUCCUACCGGAGUGCUGGCUCUGGCCAUUUUCCGUUCCGACAGCCGUCGCCGAGUGAUUUCGGCACCCCGACAUCUGCAACUUUUUCUACGGGCCAGAACAGCCCGAGAUGGGGCUCUGUCGUUGGCUCACCUGCCACCACAUACUCUCGCAGCCACGCCAUGUAUCCAUCUGGCUCUCGCACCCCCGGACGGCGGCUUAGCGUGCCUUCUGGUGUGAACCCCUUCCAGUCCCCUCACGGAUCCGGUAAUCUCGGCCGGCCUCUCUUUGGGCCUGGCUCCCAGAACGCCUCGAAUUCUGCCGCGCUUGGUUCUCCGAACGCGAGCUUGCUUGCCUCUCCCACAACAUCGACCUCUGGGUGGUCUCGCCGCGAUUCGCUCAACAGCGUUGCUGACGAGGCAUGGCGUAGGAGGACGUGGCACCCGGACAGCAGCAACUUCACUAACCCGGGAAGUCGACUCAGCCAAGUCAUCACGUCGUCGCAGCUCGACCCCCCUCCUGAGCCCUUACCCGCCGUUGUCAACAAUGGUCCUCAGCAGCAGAACAUCCGCCUGCCCGGUAUCGAGUCCUUUGAUCCCAUCCCUCGUCGACCGUCCUCGCCUGUGAGAAGGGCGCCCUCGCCUAUGGUGGUUGAUAGUGAAGCCGCCAAUCCACCUGCGCUGCUGCCUUCUGCAAACAUUUCGACGGAAAGACAGGCCCUGCCACAGUGGGAGAUGGGUCUUCACCGUGGGCUGAACCGCCUGGAGAUCAACAACACGACCCCUCCUCGAGAUGGAGCUGGCGCUUGGGCAAGCGAGGUUCAACAGGCCAUGCAAUCUCGGUCUGAGCAACCCCGACCAUACCAACCCACCGUGCGUUUUGAGCCCCAGCCACAGAUUGUGCACCCGCCGCCUAUUCCGCAAGCCGCUGGGCCCCCGAGAGGUCAUCAGCACACGAUGUCAGCUCCGUUGAUCUCGACGAACCGAGAGGCCAAGCGUCACGGCUGGUACAACGGACCGGUCACGGUCCAUGAAGACAGGGUCCUGGAGGGACGCCCGCACGUCGAUCGCAUUGCGCACCCUAACCUGCACGCAUUCUCCGGCUUUCCUGCCCGGGAGCAACCUCCAUCACAGUACCAUGCCCAAGCGACGACCCCCGACUCUUUGAGGAGACUAGAGGCUCUCGUCGCAGUUGCCACCAGCGAGUCGUCUACUGCGACGGCGUGCUAG